Messenger RNA from Cyclocybe aegerita, 624 nucleotides. NCBI's taxonomy places the organism in Eukaryota, Fungi, Basidiomycota, Agaricomycetes, Agaricales, Hemipholiotaceae. The record is from the annotation of a GenBank genome assembly.
UGCCUAUCCGACCCUCGAUCGACGACACCAACACGACGUUGAUCGACUAUCAAGGAGAAUGGGAACAACUCAUGGGGUCAACGAGGCAGUGGGAGGGUGGCGUUCAUAUGACAAGGCAGGCAGGGGCAUCCGCAACGUUUAGGUUUCGGGGUUAUCAGCUUUGGAUAUGGGGGACAAUACCUGCGGGCGUUGGAACGAAUAUCAUCGAUAUUACGCUUGACGGCAGCGCACCUAAUACCACCAGCCGGACGUCCAAUGGCUCGGCUGUCUUCAACGAAUUGUACUACGAAUCGGCCCUUCUCCGCGACACCUAUCAUACUGUUGUGGUCACGAAUCGAGGGUCAGACGCCAAUGGCAAUACGGAAUUUCUCCUGGACAGAUUCGAGUUCGAAACAUCUGAUAACGUCCCUGUCUUUACGACGACCGGCGCAAGUACCUCGUCCACGCCAACAUCCACGCCCACAACGUCGCCUGUGGGGAAUGCGAGCGACAAUUCUACCUCUGGAGGCUCGAAGACGCCAGUGGGCGCGAUAACGGGCGCGGUUAUCGGUGUCCUGGCUGUCGUCAUUUUUAAUUCUUGGAUACCUCUUGUGGAGGAGAAGGCAAGCAGCGAGGACGUCUGAA